Molecule: messenger RNA, 580 nt
Organism: Oreochromis aureus
Lineage: Eukaryota; Metazoa; Chordata; Actinopteri; Cichliformes; Cichlidae
Product: transcription factor 7-like 2
Exons: 3
Coding region: 1-327 (108 amino acids)
Biological process (GO): canonical Wnt signaling pathway; regulation of transcription by RNA polymerase II
Cellular component (GO): beta-catenin-TCF complex
Molecular function (GO): RNA polymerase II cis-regulatory region sequence-specific DNA binding; DNA-binding transcription factor activity, RNA polymerase II-specific
Source: RefSeq, a predicted model, not a curated record
AUGGAUUUUGUCCUUCUCCUCUCUCCACACAAUCUACUGUAUCAGUUGCCUGUAAACAACAUCCCAGCAACAACAACAGCAACUGUUCUUCCAGCUCCUCCACCCCACAGCUGCGCUCCAAAAAAGCAUCAAACCAAACAGGGUAAAGACCAGGCUUACAUUAAGAAGCCCCCAAAUGCCUUCAUGCUGUACCUUAAAGAGCAGAGGCCAAAGGUCAAAGCACAGCUAAAUAUCAGUGACAGUGCAGCUGUGAAUGCAGCUGUGGGAGAGAGAUGGAAGUCGCUCUCAAAGAAGGAGCAGAAAAUAUAUUUUUCUGAAUCAGUGUGAAGCCGUCUCCCCACACAGCCUCAGCAUCAUUCCUCUCGCCAGGUAAUCCCUGCACUGGUCUUCAAGAAAAUCAGACCAACCCUUCUUCUCAAUGAUUCAUCUGCAUUAUUGGCCUCCUCUGCUGCACCCAUUGCUCUCCAGACAGAGGCCUCCCUCUUCAGGGACGUUAAAGAAGAUCCUCUAUAAAUGCUUGAACGUCUUGAUCUCCUCCCUGUUACUCCACAGUCUCAGCAGCCCUCUUCUCGUCAUUCAG